Messenger RNA from Phlebotomus papatasi, 1566 nucleotides. RefSeq lists its product as uncharacterized. Lineage: Eukaryota; Metazoa; Arthropoda; Insecta; Diptera; Psychodidae. Bases 1 to 1566 code for a protein of 521 amino acids. The record is from RefSeq and is a predicted model, not a curated record. The transcript has a single exon. Gene Ontology annotation, molecular function: RNA-DNA hybrid ribonuclease activity; nucleic acid binding.
AUGGAUGUGACGCGAGCUGCUCUUUCUCUGGUGGAGGCGUGGUGCACUGGAAACGGUUUGAGGGUGAACCCAACCAAGUCAAAUGCGAUAGUUUUCACGAAAAACCGCAGAUUUGUUCCCGGGAAAACACUACGUAUCUUUGGCGGUGAAAUACCAAUGGUGAAAGAGGUGCGAUACUUGGGUGUGGUGUUGGACAGGGAAUUGAGCUGGAGGCCACACCUAGAGAGCAAGCUGAUUAAGACAAGCCGCGCUUUCUGGCUGUGUCGCAGAGCGAUCGGAAAAACAUGGGGACUCAAACCCAGAAUUGUCAUGUUUAUAUAUACCAUGGCAAUCAGGCCAAUCCUGACGUUCGCUGCGCUCGUUUGGUGGCCGAGGGUUAAGCUGAAAACUGCGAUUACGAGUUUGGCAAAGUUUCAGAGGGUUAUAUGCCUCACUGUAACUGGCGCUCUUAGGAGUACGCCAACAGCAGCAUUGGAGACUCUCUUGAAUCUCGCGCCAUUGCACAUCUAUGUUGAACACAUUGCUCUUGGAACGGCAUUGAGACUCAAAACUCAGGGAUUGCUCAGGGUCAGGGAGGACAAUGUUGGGCAUUCGAGGAUCGUGACAGUGGCGACUCUGGAGAAUCCGUUGUUUGGGAUGCCGAAUGAUGUGAUGAUUAAGAGGACUGCCGAGACCGCAAGGUGUUUCCGGGUAUUAACGCCGCCAGAGGUAUCUUGGAGACACGGGAGGCAUCCUGUGUUGGAACACUGUGGAUUGGUCAUAUUCACGGAUGGUUCGAGACGGAGCGGAAGGGCGGGUGCUAGUUGUGUCAUUCCGCAGCUGAACUUGGAGUUUUCGCAAUCUUUGGGUAACCACACAACAGUGAUGCAGGCCGAGACCUAUGCGCUAGUGAUGGCUAUGAAUGUGAUCAGAAUGCGAGGUUUCGAGAAUCAGAGCAUUGCGGUCGUAUCGGACAGUAAGUUCGUUCUACAUAUGCUUAAAGGUGAGGUGUUUCGCACUAAACUGUCAAGAGAGUGCUGGGAUAAAUUGCAGGAAGUAGGUAUGAAGAACAACAUAACUUUAAUAUGGUGUCCCGCACAUGCGGAUGUCCAGGGUAAUUCAAGGGCUGAUAUUUUGGCAAAGGAUGCAGCCAUGAAAGAGUUUGUGGGUCCGCUGCCCGUUUUGGGCAUCUCACUGGAGACUCUCAAAGAAGAGACUGUUAAACGACUGGGUGAAGAACAAAAAACCUUUUGGUCGAACUGCCAGGGCUGCAGACAAGCAAAGGCUUUAAUUAGCAGACCUUCACUGAUGUGGAGUAACUUUCUGCUUAAUCUAAGCAGAACGAAUUUGAGAGCUGUGGUGGGUGUCUUCACUGGCCAUUUUCUGAACUAUCAUUUGUUUAGAAUGGGGCUGGUAACGGCAGCAUCCUGCAGGGGCUGUGGGGUGGCCCUAGAAACUGUUGAGCACUUUCUGUGGGAGUGCCCUACCCUGGAUACAUGUAGAGAGGAGGUGGCUGUGUCUGUUGAGGAGCAAGAUUGCAUGCCAGGAAAGAUUUUAAAAUACAUUCAGCAAUCUGAGUGGUUUUGA